Molecule: messenger RNA, 2349 nt
Organism: Schistosoma curassoni
Lineage: Eukaryota; Metazoa; Platyhelminthes; Trematoda; Strigeidida; Schistosomatidae
Source: the annotation of a GenBank genome assembly
AUGCGGAGGAUUGUUGAGAUUCCUAGGUCGCCUGGUGGUUAUGGGUUUCGUUUGAAGAAUGAACGUCCUUGCCUCAUAGAUCAUGUUCUAACUGGGUCUAAUGCAGAAAAAUCAGGGGUUAGGGUUGGUGAUAUAUUGCUCAAAGUGAACGGUGUGAAUGUUAUUAGUGCUACUCACGAAGAAGUUGCCUCGUUGAUUUGGCGAUGCCAUAAAAAGUUAUUCAUUGAGGUAGAGUCACAGGAAUCAAGGUCUAGCCAAUGUAUCAUUGGUUCUUUAGAAUCCAGUCAUCAGGAUUCACACUGCAUGAUUAGUUCGGAACACAAAACUUAUAGCAGAACAACCUCGGUGUUGAUUUAUGCAGGUUGUGUAUCAGUGCCUACUGAUUUUAAGUCACAUACUGAAGAACUUUCAAUUCUAAGGAGGAAAACUAACUCUGUGGUUAAUAAAAUACAUGUCCAUGCGAUAUCAAUAUGCUUGGUCGAUAUCCGUUUAGGUGUUCUCCAGGUUCACCUUCAUGACACAUACACUGCAAAAUACCCGGUUAGCUGUUUGCACUCGGCUGGUCAUGUUGAUUCCGACGAAAAGUUUCUUUACAUUGUUACUCGCAGUAAGAACAAAGGUAAUGCUAACACGAUAAAAGUCAAUGAGAACCGUGGAAAAAAUGCUUCUGUUAAGUUAAUGAACUGUCAUGUAUUCAGAACACUACCAGCAAAAUUUUUAUCUCAUUCGGGUCACAUAGCGAUUGCAAAGACGUUUGGAAUAAACUGUUCAUAUGACCGCUUGACUGGCGAGUGCUGUAAUUUCCCUUCCAGCACUACUUGUGCACUAUCCCAUUUACAAACUAUGCUGGGGAAUUCAGGAUUACAAAGCACUAUGAAUAUUGGAGAUCUUCGGAGCGUUUCACGACGAAGUUCCGAAAUAUAUCACAGUUCAGCUGAUAUUUCUUCGACAGAAUUUCACACGAAAUCAAAUUCAUUAGCAAUAAGUUUCCAGGAUCCAAACCAUCAUGCUAAUCAGCCUAAAAGAUCCCGUAAUUCUCUUCCUGAACCAAUAAAUCCUAACUUGAUCUCAAAGUUUUUAAAGGCCACUUCAUCUUUAAGUUCACGAAUUGUGAGUUCAAAGAAUUCUUUGGAAACGGUAAAAACGAAUUGUAAUGAACAGCUACCAAAAAUCAGUUGUUUUAGUUCUACUACUGAAAUUGAAGAUACGGAAAAUAUAGAGCCACCUAAUGAUCCGUCAAGUGCGUCAUCAAAUCCAAUGUCAUGGGCGAAAGAUUUUGAUAACCUUCUAAAUGACCCUGUCGGUUGCAAUGAAUUUAGGAAAUUUCUGAUAACAGAAUUCAGCAGUGAAAAUCUUGAUUUUUUGCUUUCAGUCCGUAGUUGGCGUCAUUCCUUUGAAACCGGAAAUGUGAAAAAGAAAGCAAAUGAGAUAUUUAGUCAAUUCUUGGUUUCUGAUGCUACUCAAGCUGUAAACAUAGAUCACUUAGCUAUAAAGUCUGCCUCAUCUUGUUUAUCACAUCCUCAUGUAGAUAUGUUCUUAGAAGCUGAAAAUCAGGUAUAUACAUUAAUGAAAACUGAUUCAUUCCCACGAUUCUUAGAGUCUUCGAACUAUUCAUCAAUAAUAAAUAAUUUCAAUGUAAAUAAAUCUUCCCGAAAAUCAACUGUGCUAAAUCAAUCUAAAAGUUUUAAGAACAAAACAGAUGUUUCUCUAGAUAGAAUGUCUUCAAAAAUAUCAACAACUAUUAACCGACCUGACAAAGACGAUGGUAAAUUGAUAUCAUCGCAAGUAAAAAGUUGUAAACAUGGCAGUUUUCAAGUGAACAAAAGUAAAAUUGUAGUCAUGCAUAACAGUGAUAAAACUGCUACUCCUAGUGCUGAGAUCAAAGACAAAUUGAAUAAGGAAUUUAAUAAUAAUAGUUUCAAGUCAAAUUUAAUAAGAUUAAAAAGUAUGAACGUGAUCUCACGCAGUUCUAGGGUGGCCAACAGUCCAUGUUCAAUUUUAAGCGAAUCUUCAAAACACAAUUGCGUUGCUAUUAAGAGAUGGAUGGGGAUAUUUCUUACAGUGUCAGGCAGUUCCACAGGUUACAUUCCAAAUAGAUCUCAAGUUCUUCCUCCAUUAAGAGGAAGCUUUCCGUUAGAUCAUCAUGGCGUAUGUAAAGUUGCUAUGUUGGAAUGGACUCAAUGUAUGAAAAAGAAUCAUUGGAAUAAUUCUUUAUGUAGAUCUGAAGCGGCCGGUUAUUUGCGUUGUCGAGCAGAGAACAAUUUAAUGAAUCCUGAUGAAAUCUCCUUGCUUGGAUUCACUGAAGAAGAAUGGAAUCAAACUAAUAAACAUUUCGAUAGUAAAACGUAA